CAAAUCGCAAAAUUGAUAGAAAAGAAAGACCAUUUGACCAAGAAAGGAAUGAAAAAAAUUCUUGAAUUACGAGAAAAAAUGAAUAAUGGUGGCAAGCAUAGAUAUUCAAACUGUGAGGCUUGGACGCCAGUUCAAGCGGAGUCAAAAGGUGAAAGACCACUCUUAUUAGCAGAAAAUUCUAACUUAUCGGUUUACAGCCGAAAGGACAGUGUUUGGUAUAGAAAUCCUACGGUGAGCGUAAAGGCAAAAGGAUGCUUAACUGUGAGACUAACAAGUCGAACAGAUGCGAAAGCAGGACUUAGUGAUCCGGCGGUUCUUAGUGAGACCACAUCGACGGAAGUGUUUGGCACCUUAAGACAUUGGGGUGAAGUUGUAGAAAUACAACCGGAGAAUUUGACUAUAUGCUGGGACAUCCGUUUCUUAAAUGGAUUAGAACUAAUUGAUAUUAAUUCAGUUAGUGCGGACAAUCAGCAGGAAACCAAAGGCAAUUUUUUGCCAAGAAUGAUUCCACAAGUUAGAUUACGUGCCGAAAAUGUCGGAGAUAAAAAAACAAAAGUCGUUCCCAAGUUAAUACAUCGUUUUUUAACCGCUAGAUCCUUAGCCUAUUGGUUUAUGGAUGAUGGCUCUUAUCAUGUUGAUAAAUUUGGUAAUCGACAAUAUUAUUUAAAUACUCAAAGUUUUAGUUCCUACGAACAAAAAAGGUUAGUAGCGGCUCUAAAUACAAAAUUUUCACUAAAAUUCAACGUUCAUAAGGACAAAAACAAAUAUCGUCUUUAUUUAAAAUUUGAGUCUAAGAAAAAAUUUUUAGAGUUGAUAUCCCCUUUUAUUUUACCUUCAAUGGAUUACAAGUUGAAAGAACAA
This is a messenger RNA of Racocetra persica, 861 nucleotides long. The record is from the annotation of a GenBank genome assembly. Lineage: Eukaryota; Fungi; Glomeromycota; Glomeromycetes; Diversisporales; Gigasporaceae.